Molecule: messenger RNA, 667 nt
Organism: Dentiscutata erythropus
Lineage: Eukaryota; Fungi; Glomeromycota; Glomeromycetes; Diversisporales; Gigasporaceae
Source: the annotation of a GenBank genome assembly
UGAUAAAACUCGAACAUUUACCGUUACAAUUCCUGAAAUAAUGGCUUCUUAUUUUGAUGAAAAAGGGUUGCCAGAUCCAACAUUUAAGAAAAAAUCCACCUCAUCCAACAAUAAUAAUUUAAAUCCUGACGUUUCCAAUUUUUUUGGUACAAGUUCAGGUACUAAUUCUGGUUCGUCAAAUAAUUUAGGUGACGAAAAUGCAUAUGAAACUUUAGAAGAAUACUUUAAUUUGGCAAAUCUCUUCGGUACAUUAAGAGACAGAACAAAUAGUAGGGCUAAUGAGGGUAAUCAAGAAUUCUUAGAUAAUUUGAUUUCACAAUUAUUGGAAGAGGCCAAUGCAAGUUCAAAGGGACCCCCACCAGCUAGUAAAUUAUUUAUUCAAAAUUUGCCGAUUGUUAAUAAAUCAGAAAUUAAAUCCGAUGAUACAUGCCCAAUAUGUGCAGAAAAAUUUUUAUCAAAUACGACUCCAAAUAAUAGUGUAACUCGUAUGCCAUGUAAGCAUAUGUUUGAUAAAGAAUGUAUUUUACCUUGGUUGAAACUUCAUAAUACAUGUCCAAGUUGUCGUCAUGAAGUAGAGUCUGAUGAUCCAACUUGGAAAAAAAAGCAAUUGGAAUUACAAAGAGCUCAAGAUUCUGAAGAAGAAGAUCCGGAUUGGAUGUAUGGUUAA